AUGGCAGGCCUCAAGAAUGCCAUAUUUAUGUUUCUUCUCGCUGUAUGUUUUUCUUCGGUGAUAGCUGAAGUAAACAUAACGACGCCUCAAAGUCCAGUACCUAAUGGAUAUGAAAUGACAAUAACUUGGCAAAUUUCUGGUCAAUUAUCUACACAACCUGGAAAUCUAACAAUAGUAAAUUUAGUAACAGGCAAUGUUAAAGUUAUUGACAAUCGAUUAAAUGUUGCGUCGUUAAGUAAAGUGUGGAACGUUACAGUGGUUCCUGGAAGUUAUGUUCUUUCUAUCAAUGAUAGUGUGAAUAUAUCUUUUAGUGGUUCUUUCACUGUUUCUCAAGGGAUAUAUUAUCCUCCAACAAAUACACCUACUCCGCAGGUCUCUAAACCAACUGUGACUUUAAUUGUAUCUAGCCCAACUAAUAGUCAAGUACCUGCUACGAUUACAGUGGUUCCAACAUCGGAUAAAAAUUCAAGUCCAGUUAUUAUUAUUGCUGUAGUAGUUGGAAGUGUUGUAGGUGUUGUUAUAAUAAUUUGUGUCACAAUUUGGGUGUUUCUUAGAUAUUUUAAAAAUAAAAAAGAAGUCAUAGAAAUUGCAGGAUCUGAUGCUCGACGUUCGGAGAUAGAAGAAACGAUUAUGGGAACUAAAGAAUAUGGAAUGACUUAUUGA
This is a messenger RNA of Dentiscutata erythropus, 663 nucleotides long. NCBI's taxonomy places the organism in Eukaryota, Fungi, Glomeromycota, Glomeromycetes, Diversisporales, Gigasporaceae. The record is from the annotation of a GenBank genome assembly.